Penicillium alfredii is the source of this 3711-nucleotide messenger RNA. It is a transcript of the gene pex1, whose product is annotated as AAA family ATPase peroxin 1. Gene Ontology annotation, molecular function: ATP hydrolysis activity; ATP binding. NCBI's taxonomy places the organism in Eukaryota, Fungi, Ascomycota, Eurotiomycetes, Eurotiales, Aspergillaceae. The record is from RefSeq and is a predicted model, not a curated record. Gene Ontology annotation, biological process: protein import into peroxisome matrix. The transcript is spliced from 4 exons. The annotation marks the transcript as partial. Gene Ontology annotation, cellular component: cytosol; peroxisome; peroxisomal membrane.
CGGGGAUCACACAUCCCACUCCUCUUUCCUUGUGCGCGUGCGACUCUGCGCCUGAAAAUGGCGCCCAAAAAGCCCGCCACAACGGCCGAAGUCGCCCUCGUGCCCCUCAAGAAUUGUCUCGUCAAUCUACCGCCGUCACUAGUCGCCUUGCUGGUCAAUGCAAAUACGACUGCUCAAAAUGUGAUCAUUGAAUUCCAAUAUAAAUCGACCGGGGAGGCCGGUGGAGCUCCCCCGCAGCGGUCAUGCUUCUUGGGAUGGACAGGCAUGCCGAGCAAGCGAAAGCUUGCGCCAGUCGUCGGAAGAGAGGGAAUCGGCAGCGGCUUUUCCAGAGAACAGGAAGUCUCUACUGUCGAGCUCGAUACCACGUUCGGGCGACUCCUCGGUCUGACCGAAGGACAAAAGGUCGGAUUGUUCAUACACCUCGAUCCCCCAGUUGCGCAUACUAUCAAUAUUGAACCAUUGACUCCGGAAGACUGGGAGAUCAUCGAACUCCAUGCCACAUUCCUGGAACUCAACCUCCUGUCGCAGAUCCGCGCCCUGCCAAAUCCUACAUACAAUGAGGCACAAACGGAGCAUAUGCACCCACUCGCAUUGCAUCUUUCGCCGACAUCCACUGCUAAUAUCAUCGUCACUUCCCUGACACCGGCUCCACCAACGGCGUCCCCAUUUGCAAAAAUUGCGUCAGAUGCCGAGGUCAUUGUCGCUCCCAAAGUCCGGUCAAAGGCAGGCAAAGGCUCACGAGCUGACAGCCGAAGUGCAGCUGGGAGCAGUAGGAGAAGUGCCGGGGGCCGAAGCACUUCGAGCACCGUGCGACCGAAAAGUAGCCGGUCCGAUUGGAGCACCCGAGGCGCAUUGUAUCUCAGGGGCCUAGACCGGCAGGCGGCCAGCCAGUGGUUUGAUGAUGAGAUGGAAGAAGACGUGAACGAAAGUCUCCGUGUUUGGGUUGACCCCGAUCUGCUGGCGACCCAUGAACUUCGAGGGGCAAGCUGGGUAUGCAUCUCGAUUGUUCAGCCAUCCGGCCUCAAACCCCCACCGGAUCCCCAACAACAAAUUGCCCAAUCAGAGCAACAAAAGUCCAGUGAUGCUGGCUCCCCAGCAACCAAGCUCGUGGCAAAACUACUUCCGUGGGAAGAUGCACCGGACAGUCGGCAUGUGGCGAUGUCCACUUUAUUGUGCACGGCCCUUGGCACCGAGAACAUGGUUGGGGGAAUCGUACGAGUCGAAGCAGCGCCUCCGCAACUGCAUCGCUCGGCUGUUAAGACGCUCAAGCUCUAUCCUUUCAUGGCAGAUGCCUCCAAGAAGAAAGAUGGGCUCAAAUUUGGUGCCGAUACUGCGGCGUCUCGGGAUGCUUUAGCAGAGCGACUCAGGCUGAUUUACGGCAGCACCGGCUCGGAUAUUGGCUUGUUCUCCGGGCCUUUGACGGAUGGAAUGGUUCUGCCCAAGUCCGAGAACCAUCCUUCGGUCUCUUCAUUCGAUGGUGCCAUCAUCCGGUUUGAUCCUCCAUUGAAAGGUGGCCCUGAUGAAGUCAAGCCGAUGUUUGGAUGGCUCCUAGGCUCCGAAGCCAAGUUGAACCUGGACGUGCAAGCCGAAAUCCCCAGACCGCUCGACACAAGCUCGUCUGCUCUGCCUACCGAUGAUCCAAUCCCAGAGGCCGUCCCUCAAAUGGUGGGAAUCGACUCAAUUAUCUCACAGUCUUUGACAAACCUGACCAAGUCAUCAUCUAUUUUGCUUACGGGUGGCCUUGGAGCUGGAAAGACCGCGCUCACCCAUCUUUUGGCUCACCGCUUGAGAAGGGAGCAUUUGUUUAAUGUGAAGUACUUUUCUUGUCGCAAGCUUGUCACAGACGAGACGCGAAUCUCCAACAUCAAAGAGGUCCUGAACCGUCUCUUUAUGUCCGCUUCUUGGUGUGCUCGUCUCGGUGGCGAGGCAGUUGUGAUUCUUGACGACCUUGAUAAGCUCUGCCCCGUCGAAACGGAACUACAAGUUGGCGGGGACAAUGGUCGCAGUCGCCAGAACAGCGAGGUUAUCUGCUCCAUGGUCCGCGAAUAUUGCUCGAUGAACUCGUCCAUCGUUCUGCUGGCUACGGCCCAAGCCAAGGAGUCCCUGAACAAUGUCAUUAUCGGCGGCCAUGUAGUCCGUGAAAUCAUCAGCAUGAAAGCCCCAGACAAAGAAGGGCGUCGAAAGGUCUUGGAGAAGCUCACCAGCCAAGACAAAGGUACUGAGUCUCUGAAUGGUCAUGUGCGGACGAUCAGCUCUUCGACACAAGACUCGUGGUUGGAUCCUUCGAAUCCUGGCAGCCGCCCAAGCUCUUCUGGUGGAGAUGGGUUCAUCCUCGACAGAGAUGUCGACUUCCUUGAAUUGGCGGGUAAGACUGAUGGGUACAUGCCCGGCGAUCUUGUGCUUCUUGUUGCUCGUGCUCGCAACGAAGCCCUCAUUCGCUCGGUACAGGAUUUAUCUGCCUCUUCGAAAAUGAUCUCUCUGGGCAACGAAGAUUUUGACAGUGCUUUGAAGGGAUUCACCCCAGCCUCCCUCCGCAAUGUCACUCUAACUUCGUCGACGACCACCUUUUCGGCAAUUGGCGGCUUGUUUGAAACCCGCAAGACCCUGCUGGAAACCCUCCAAUAUCCUACCAAGUACGCACCGAUCUUCGCACAAUGUCCGUUGCGAUUGCGGUCAGGUCUCCUUCUCUAUGGGUUUCCUGGUUGCGGCAAGACACUUCUAGCCAGUGCGGUGGCCGGUGAAUGUGGAUUGAAUUUCAUCAGCGUAAAGGGUCCCGAGAUUCUGAACAAGUAUAUCGGCGCCAGUGAAAAGAGUGUCCGGGAUCUGUUCGAGAGAGCCCAGGCUGCGCGCCCCUGCAUCCUCUUUUUCGACGAGUUUGAUAGUAUUGCGCCGAAGCGUGGCCAUGAUUCUACAGGCGUUACCGACCGAGUAGUCAACCAGCUGUUGACGCAGAUGGACGGUGCAGAGGGACUGUCGGGUGUCUAUGUACUAGCAGCCACGUCGCGGCCGGAUCUGAUUGACCCGGCCCUGCUGCGUCCCGGUCGUCUGGACAAGUCUCUGCUCUGCGACAUGCCAUCUCACGCCGACCGCACCGACAUCAUCCGCGCAGUCAGCGAGAAACUGAAAAUGAGCAACGAAGUUGCCACUCGUCUGGACGAGAUCGCCGCCCGCACCGAGGGUCUCUCUGGAGCCGACCUGCAGGCCGUGGUGUACAAUGCCCAUCUGGAGGCCGUCCACGACGCCCUAGGCGACCGCUCGACCGGGACCGACAAGCCCGGCGCGAAGUCCACCACCACCACCAAGAACUCUUCUACAAGCUCGUCCAGCCGCUCCUUUAUCCAGUUCCUGUACUCAUCCUCCGAGGAGGCAUCUGGGUCGGUCUCCAUGCCGCCGCCUGCGGUAAUCGCGUCCAAGCUCGAAUCGAUCAAGAAUUCGCGCCGGCGCCAGCGUCAGCUUGAGCAGGGAACUGGCGGUCCGCCCGCAGUCCCGGUGACGAACGGGACCGAGCCGGCCGCGGACGAGCUGCGGGACGAGAUUGUUGUUCGCUGGGAGCAUGUCGAGCGCUCGCUGGCGUCGACGCGCUCGUCCCUCAGCCAGGCAGAACGUCGUCGCUUCCAGGCGAUAUACCGCGAGUUCGUGGUGGGUCGCAAUGGCGAAAUGCCCAACGGCGAAGCGGGGAAUGAGAUCGGGGGCCGGACGAGCUUGAUGUGA